ACGCGCGCUCGCACACACAUCCACGCACACGCUGGUGUUGCUACUGCGCGGCUACCUACUCUAGUCAUGCAAUGGAUAUUCUGUGGCAAUACCAGUUCAGGAUCAUACUCCUCGGGGAUUCCACUGUCGGGAAAUCAUCACUGUUGAAGCGAUUUACAGACGGUAUCUACAGCGACGUUGCGGACCCGACGGUCGGGGUAGAUUUCUAUGCCCGAUCGCUUGAUAUAGAGCCUGGAGUGAAAAUCAAGCUUCAGCUCUGGGACACGGCUGGGCAGGAACGUUUCAGGUCAAUCACAACAUCAUACUAUCGCAAUUCAGUCGGAGGCCUCCUGGUUUUCGACCUCACCAAUCGCAAGACCUUUGACCAUGUAAGAGAGUGGCACAAGGAAGUGAGCGAGCACAUUUUGCCUCACCACAUGGUCUACAUCCUCAUUGGCCAUAAGAGUGACCUCAACAAGGAUCGCAAGGUGAGCAGAGAGGAAGCUGAGCAGCUUGCGGCUGACCUGGGCAUUCGCUAUGUGGAGACUUCCGCUAAGUGCAACAGCAAUGUUGACCGGGCCUUCGAGUUGCUGACCAGGGACAUCUAUGAGCUGAUGAAGAUGGGCGAGAUUGUCACCCGUGACGGUUGGGAUGGGGUCAAGAGUGGCCUCACGGCCAAAGUUCUCUACACAGCUGAUGAAGAUGAAGAACUUGCUCCUGCUGCUACUCAGAAGAGCUGCCAAUGUUGAGACCAAAACUUUGUCCCUGCAUCAGUGUCAAUGUGAAAACAUCUUUUAGUAGCCAAAAGCUACAGAAUUUCACUGUCCAUCACCAGUCGCUUUGUGCUGUGUCUAAAGAAAGUGGGAUGCUUUUCAAUCAAAAGUCAAAAGUCAUGCUGAUCUAAUUCCAUGUAACAGACUCUCUGAGGUGAGACUCUCUAGUCCAUUAAUAUAGAUGAGUAAGUUUAUUGCUGCUAAAUAUUUACAUCUGGGACAGUGUAGAUUUGAAUUCAUUGUGAUACGACUUCCAUUUUGGUCUGGUGAACAUAAUUUUCAGGGUGAUGUUUAUUAACUGGUCAAUCAGACAGAUGUCAGAAGAAACUCAACAGUACCGCAGGCUAGUUAGGAAUGGAGAAGCCCAGAAAGUCAUUUUUCACAUUUGUGUUUAGUUGUAUGGCAUCAAAAUAUUCCACUGCUCACAUUUUUGUGUGGAGACUUCAGAACCUUUACAUAAAGCAAACCAAGAGCUCAAAAACUGCUAGUGCUAGAUGUUUCAUCUUGAUUCUGGUAGUGGCUUCCCAGUGUGUGCUAUUCCACAUAUCUCAAAGAAAACCACAGUUUUAGCCGACGAUGACAUACCACACCAAAAAGAAAUCAUUUAACUUUGAUGUGACGCGAGCACCACAAUUAUAUUUGUUUUUUUUGGUGGGAUCAGUAAUUGAAGGUGAUCAAUAAUUCUCCAGACCUCCACUUAUAAAUGCUGUGGUCUUGCUGGUGAGGAGAAACAACCUCCACUGAAGUAAUGCCACCACUGAACACCAGUGAUCUUCUGGAUGGCAUGGUCCUCAGGUUGUUUUGUACAUCUUAGUCAUUUCGUAUCUCAAUAUGAGCAGGAUUACUCAACUGCAAUGUUGACAGCGAUCCAUGUCCAACUUAAUUUUCUGUGCCCUUAUGUUUACUUUUCAUCAGGGCUUGACAUCCCCCAAAAGGAAUGUGACCAACAGAAAAAAAACUAAAUCAUCCUUUGUAUGUGUGUUUUGCUGAGGGGCUUGUAAAAGCUGCUCCAAGUGUCACUGAACAUGAUGCAAUGAGAUUGAUGCCUGAUGCUGUCAAACACUGUUGACUCUGGAUUUAAUAUAUUGGCUCAAUUUCAAUCAAUGAGCCACUAACUGACUGUGACCACCAGUGAUCCAUCUCUCAUUGUGUAAUUUGUACUGCUAUUCACUGUAAAAUGCCUCACACGUGUUCUGUUACUGGUACUGUUCCCAUGGAGCGCUGUCUCCUACAUUUAGCAUGGACAGGAAUAAUGGGAUAUGCCGAGGUACUAAAUAGAUUUUGACAGCAAACAAUCUAAUGUAUCAUUUUCCAAUUCAACCAUUAUUUGCUUAUUCGUUGUCAAAAGCUUCAUCAGCCAUUUGUUGCCAUGCGUGAUGAAUAUGAAACCAUUGGUAGUCAAACUGCCAAAGACAUGUUGGCAUACAGUACAGUAGAAGUCCUAGAUAUUAUCAGCAUUGCUAGAUGGUCAUCUCUCAUAUAGAAUCCCAAUAAAGACACAGGUCCAGCUUGUGCUCACAUAGGAAGUUCAUUGUGUCCUGUGAGGUCGAGCGAUUUUAUUCUCAGUAAUCACAAGGUUAUCAUUUUGUCAUGGCACAAUAAGUGGGAGGUUAUUGGCGCCGACAGAUGAUGUACGUAGUCACUUUUAAAAGCAUCUCAUGGUGACAUAGUUAAUUGACAGAUCAGGUGCAGAGUGUGAAACGCAGAAUUAAUUAACCACAUUGAUCCUCAGGAAUUUGUGUCUAACUGCUACAUAACUUUUAUGUAAGAUGUCCUAUCAAUGGCAAAAGAAAAUACAACAUUGGGGAAUACACAAUUAAAUACAUUUGUCUUUGGUAUUGAUGAGUUUAGUAAGUUGGUGGGCACUUCAGUAGUGAGUGAAACAUUAAGGGUGGCAUGAUAACAUCUCACCAGAGUCAAAACUAAACAAAUAUUAGACAGUAUUAUUUUAUUAUUAUCUGUAUAGUAGAUGUCACAAUGCAUCACAAUAUAAACGUAAACAUGCCUGGCCAAUGCUUCAUGUUAAAAUGCAAGCUAUUUUUUGUUGGUGUAGUCAGUGAUCCUGUAAAAAUCCCAGAUUCUUUUUGCUUGAAAGCUGUUCAUAAAUCCACUAAUACUCAGAUGCCAUUGACUUAACUUUGGCUCUAGCAGGAUUGUGCUUUAUUUGCUCGUGACAAGCUUAAGUGGAGGCUGAUGCACUUGUUGGCUUGGAAAAAAAAGACUUAUUUCUUGUAAAUGUAAUUUAUUUUAACAUGGUGACAAGUGAUAUUUGUCUGAUAAAGUUACUGUUAUUCCCUUUUGGGAAGUUAGGAGCCCUGUAAAUAUUGAUCAAUAAGCAUAUGCCAAACACAUGGUCAUAACUCACAUCUUUAGAGUAAAAAAUAAAGUAUCUACUGCUCUACAGUCAGUGUAGUUAUAUUUAUUUCAUAAAUAAAUGUCAGUUGAACAACAUGGCUGUUGUUGCUUUUUUAAUACAAGUGUACAAAUGACGCUAACACAACUGGUAUCACACUGAAUAUUGAUUGACAAGCUUAUACUAGUGUUAAUUUACUCAUUAUUAAGGUACGUUUUGGAAUUAUUUUUAACUACAAGCAUGCUUUCAUCACUGUGUUGACCUCUGUUUACCCCAAAUUUUGUUGAGCUCUGGUUGAUGGUUUUUUACCAUCUGUUUAUUGCCAUUCAACCUUAUCCAGAGGAAGUAUCAAUAAUACAAAGUACAAACAGAAAACUGCACAUACUAAAUAAAAGUGAGUCAUCAGGAAAGUCAAGAUGAAGAAUCAUGCAAAAAAUAAACAAAGGCAUUAAAAAAACAAAACAAAACAAAGACUAUAACUUGAGACCAAUUGACCCGGAACAAAGCACACAGAUUGUCAAUGGUUUCAUUUAAAUAUUGCAUAUCUGAAUAAAUUAAUGUAUACAAACCUGAAAGCGAAAAUAGAAAUGAAGGAGAAAGCACUCGGCAAUUACUCCUCAAUCCACCUUGGCCUAUAUGUUAGAUGACUGGAAACUACCUUGUCUUUAACACAGAAGUUUUUAUUUACAGUUGGGCAGUCUUUUCCUCCAUCUGGUAAUCAUUCUUUAGUUUUUGUUACCAAUGUUGGGAAGUUAUUUUAAUGUCACAUAGAUGGUGAUCAUUUUCCUUGCAUUUAAGAGCAGUAUAUGUGGCGAAUAAAGUUGGUCUUUAGAUCUAUCCAGAAGAUACAACAGACUGUUCAGAGAAAUGUCUUUCACCAUUAUCAUCUUGAUCUCGUUUCCAACCUUCCUCCAAAAUAUCUGUAUAUUUGGGCAGCCCCAUAAUAUGUGACAGUGAUCGCCAACCCUUCCACACAUUCUCCUAAACUUGUUAUUAGUGCCAUCUUUAAAUCUACUAGCUCGGUUUCAAAAACAAAAACAAAAAACAAACUGGGAAGCAUGUAUACUGCUUCUUAUCCCAGCUGUUAUGUAGGAGAGGCGGGACACCACACGUGGUGCACGCAUUUUCGUUCCAGGAGGAAUCCACGGCCUUCUUGCCGAUGCAACACUUAACACUCCCACUGAGACUGAUGAUGCUCUGCCUUCACCAAGUCAGACCUGAUCAUGACCCUGGAGAACCAGAGUGCUUGCUGGAUCCUGGAUCCGAUGAAACCUCGGGGGAUCCACAAAGGUAUAUCUAAAAUAUGUCUUGCUUCUCCAGCCUGUUCAAUGCUCAACAGAUAGGUUGUUAAUGGUUUCACAUCACCCAACUGUUAAUCUCACGAUACUUGCUUCCUGUGCAUAAAUAACUUUUGAAUCUUUCCUUGGUAUGGUUUCCAGCUUGGGUCCCAGGUUGUUUGUUUUCAGAGGAGACUGAAUUCCAAUGGAGACCUUGCUUUUGCCACCUGGGCACUUCGGAAUUCUCAGUUAGAGGAGAUAUGACUAGCUAAAUAUGUGCCUCCUUUUUAAUCUUUUUCAUUCUGGCUUUUGUGUGACGUUGUGACUGUUAUUUUAAAUAAAAUACUCAAAAAUAAAACAAAAUACAUUUCAAAUAAUGUCCAACACAAUAUGUAACACAGUAUGUAUCUCUCAGCUCCACUAUUUGUGUAAGGGUAGCUGAACCAUAAUAAAAUUGAUGUUAUUGUAUUUAAUAGCGAAGGAGGUCAGUAACAGACA
Messenger RNA from Synchiropus splendidus (mandarinfish), 4880 nucleotides. It is a transcript of the gene rab42a, whose product is annotated as RAB42, member RAS oncogene family a. NCBI's taxonomy places the organism in Eukaryota, Metazoa, Chordata, Actinopteri, Syngnathiformes, Callionymidae. Bases 72 to 728 code for a protein of 218 amino acids. The transcript has 2 exons. The record is from RefSeq and is a predicted model, not a curated record. Gene Ontology annotation, cellular component: Golgi membrane. Gene Ontology annotation, molecular function: GTPase activity; GTP binding. Gene Ontology annotation, biological process: Rab protein signal transduction.